AUGGUAAGAGUUGUUGCUUUGAAACUCAUGCAUAAAACAAUGAAUAUGAUUUAUACUAUUUUGUACAUGUUAGUAUGACUUUUGCCUGUGUGUUCCGAACAUUAUUGCGAUUGGCCACUUAGGCAAAAUCAAUUUCAGAUGUUCAUGGUUUUCUUGCCCCAUAACACUUAUUAAUAAACCUAGUGUUUUUGUAUUUUGGUAAUUCGGUAUUUUAAUAGUGUUGAUGUAACUUAGUAUUUCACAGGGCCAUAAACUGUAAGUUUCAAAAGUUAUGCAAUGUUACGGGUCAAAUUAGUUCCCAGGUUAAAUAUUUUUAACCUAGGUUGAUUCUUGAUUUCCUUUGACUACGACUCCUAGAAGACAAAGGAAAUUGAGAAUCAACCUAGGUUAAAUCAAAAUUAACCUGGGAUCAAGUUUGACCUUUAACAUGUACGUGAAUGUUCUAUCAUGAAAAGUAUGGCUGAAGUGUAAUUCAAAUUAAAAGUGUCCAAAUGGACAAGGCAAUGAUAUGCAAUCCCAAAGCACCUACUAUUCCAGAACAUCUGGUAAAUCUUUUGUAGUUAAUAGGAUUCCUUAAAAGAACUCUAUCAACUUUCCCUCACAAUGAAAGCAUUUUUAUAACCAACCAACAGGGUCUUCCGAAAAUGUCAUCAAGCCAAGAAAUGAAGAGCCAAUUUUUGAAGAAACUUUCCUUGCUGAAAAGAGAGCUCAUUUUGCAGCAGGAAGUCAAACUAAAAGUAGCUGUGGGCAUAUUCCAGGUAUGAAAAGACAAUAUUUGCUUUCUCUUGCUUCUGCCCUCUGGUGUGAGCAAAGGGUGGGGUGAGAGGCCCACUGAAGAAUGUUUACCGUUUAAUUUAUAGCAGGGAAAAAACCAUACUGCCCAUUGAACUGAGCUGAACUGAUAUAUCACAUCUUCUAUGCUGGCUACACGUAGCUAAGUAACCCGGGCAAUCUAUGCUAACCUGGAUACUGACGCACUGUAAUUUUACGGUAACUCAUGUAUUCUUGGUUUUCACCCAUGUGCCCCGCCGCUUGAUAACGGUUGCUAUACGCCAUGUUGGUGUCCCUCAAACGUGAUCAAAACCAGCUCGAAGAGAUGUAAGAGUGCGGUAGUAGAUUUGGUAGUUUGCAUCGUUGUUGGUUGUUGUAGAAAAAGUGAGAAGAAAAACACCCAAAGAUUUUUUCGUAUUCCAUCAUUUGUCAAAAACAAGGGCUAGGAAUUCGAAGAAACCACUACAGAGAGGAGAACUCUCUGGAUUUUGGCAGUAAGUCGAGACGGUGACCAGGAGACAUGGUCAUGGCGGAUAAGGGUUAAAUCGUCGCAGACAGAGUUGAUACAAAGUCGUUUCGAUACAAUUUUAUUUAGUUGAGUUGUAAAUAGUUUCACAAACAUGGCGUAAAGAACGAGAAAUAUUCACCCAAAAUGUUUUUCUUGUUCACGCGCAUAUUAUACUUUUCAUAAUUGAGGUGACCGAAAUUUUUGUGCAAUUUCAAUGCUUGAUUUCGUAUCAAAACGACCGGUUUCCGCAGAGAGUGUUGGCUUUUAGCAGGCUAAGCUGGCAAUUCCAGCCUUUACAAAAGGGAAGUGACAUUUGCAUCCAGUUGACAAAAAACCAGAGGAAUAGCAAGUGUUCAAAACUAUGGGGUUGCUGUGGCACAGGUACAUCACUUUUGAGGGAGCAAUUGCAACAGAUUUUCUUGCUUCAAACAGAAAUGGAUCCCCUGGUACACAGAUCCUGAUUAUUGAUCGUAUUGUGAGGAUAUUCUCUGCACUUGUCAAUUUAUUCCCACCAAAUAGUUGUGCUUUUUCAGUUGAUUUUGACUAGAUCUGUUGUAUUAAGUCUCAGAAAAUAUCCAUGCUCCUUCAAAGAGGCAAUGAGGGGUUUUGUUUUUUCUUUCACCCUAGAUAUGAGCGUCAUAUUUUCUUUGGCCUGAAAUUUUGUCUUUAAAUCGCCAUCCCACCUGUAAUUUCCAAUGACGGCCUCAGUGUUAGGAGAAUGGAUACUUUCUGGAUCUUUCAUUUCCAGUUGCAUGCUUUUCAAGAAAGUAAAGUAGGAUUAUCUAGUCUUGUGCUGAAGGGUUUUCGUUGGGAAACCCUCACUGUGACAAAUUGUUUCUUCCUGAGUCUUGUGAUAUAUAAAGGUAAUUCUAUUUUCCCGGGAAAAUACAAAGGAGGGCAAGAAAAAGUUAUAGUCAUUUAAGAAAGUAGUCUUUUGGAGAGUGCAUGUGCCCCGCUACAACUAAAUAACUGUUUCCAUUCCAAGAAACAGCUUGAAGCUCUCUUAGCCUAUGUACAACCGCCCUCUCCCCGCAAACAAGUCUAUUGUUCUUCAAAUUCGUGAGAGGAGUGCUCGAGCGUCGAGCCCGUCUCGCUCCUUCAGUCUUGCGCGUGGUAUUUUUAGUGUCUCGCGAGUUUCGCUGAACGGACUAAAAACAAGGGAGACUGCUCCUAGUCUAAAGCAAAAUCGGCGAGAGAGACCUCUGCGUCGUUAAUCAACUUCUGGUUUCCCCGGAUUGUCAGGGAAAUCCUCUGAUUAGCUGUCAUGUUGAUACCGUGACGUAAGUAUUACGGUAUUGUGAUGGUGAAUGAAUCUUCCAGGGUAAAAACUUUAGUGUGUCUCCCCAAUUUUGUUUAAUGGGAGGGGGCGGAUGUAAACAGACUCUCUAAGGGGACAACUCGGGGUUUUAUCAGCUGUCCGUUUGCAAGGGUGCCCGCAAUUUACUACCAACACCUGCACCUGUCUUGACUGCUUGGAUCAACCAAAACAGCCACUGUUCUCAGAUGUGAGCAAUUUUGAUACAAGUGGCAGAUCGGUUGAUAUAAACGAAGAACGCGAUACGCAGUUGGACAUUUGGUCUUCUUUUGAUGCAAUGGCAAACAAACAUGGAGCUAAUACCAAGAUUGGGCACAUUAACGCAAAUAUUGCUGACUUUAAAUUCUUUGCAGUUAGAAGUUGGCUAAUGUCUGGAUGGUUUGACAUACUCCUCAUAACAGAGACGAAAAUAGAUGCUACCUUUAGCAAUAGUCAGUUUAACGUGGAAGGAUUUCGUAUGUAUCGUGUUGAUAGAAAUGCUCAUGGUGGUGGGCUAAUGAUCUUCAUAAGGAAUGACAUCUGUUUUCGUGUCGUUACACGUUUCAAUGUAGACAUGUCAAGUUUUCGCACUAAAUCCAUGUUAUUGAAAGUCAAAAUAAAUAAAUCUUGGUUUGCUAUCGUUGGCAUCUACAGACCUCCUAACAUCCCAAAAGUCAGUGGAAACGUGAACCUAGUGCUGUUUUUGAAGAUGUAACAACAAUUUCAAAUGACACUAUCUUCUUGGGUGAUUUCAACUGUGAUAUGAUAGAACCAAACAAGCUUCCCAUGGAUGGACGCGAUUUGUGUGAUUUAUUGGACAUUUAUAACCUAAAGAACCUAAUCACAUUACCAACUGGAAGGACAGACAAAAUAACAACAAUCUCGAUCUCAUUCUUACAAACAACAAUGAAAGAAUACUAUCAUCGGGCGUGGUUGAUGUCUAAGUCACUGAUCACUCCCUCGUAUACAGAAUUUUAAGACUCUUCGCACCCAGAUUUCGAUCUUGAAAAGUUUGCGAGAGAAGAUUAAAAGUUUGACAGCGAUGCUAUCCUACAAGAUUUGCAUAAUGCUCCUUUCAAUGUAAUGAAAUUUUUCCAUGGUGUAAACGAUAAAUUCUUCGCAUUUGAAUCGCUGUAUUUAGAUAUUAUAAGUGGGCACGCGCCUCUAAAGCAAUUCCAUGUGAGAGGCAAUCAAGUACCGUUCAUGAAUGAACAAUGGCGCAAAGCCACUCGGCAUAGAAACAAGCUGUGGAAAAAGUUCACUCAUGAUCGCACUGAUACUCAUAACGCCCUUUACAAAGAAAAAAGGAAUAAAUGUACUUCGCUGAGACGAAAGGCAGUCAAGUCGUAUUUUCUUAAGAAAUCGGAAACAGCAAACUCAAAUGAUUUUUGGAGCACUUAUCGUCCGUUUCUUCACCCAAAGAUAAACUAGAGCUUUUGACUAAACGCAUUUUGAGAUUUAUAUUUAAUGAUGUAAAUUCUAGUUAUGAUGAGUUGCUAAAGAAGGCUAAGACAACAUCUUUGUACAGUGGAAGAAAUCACAAAAUGCUUAUUGUAAUGUUUAAAAGCUUAUUUUGUCUCUGUGUAUCCUAAUUGUCUUAAGAAACUGCUCUCUCUUCGCAGCUCCAAGUAUUAUUAUAUUUUAAGAGGGAAUAAUGUACUAAGCUUACCUGAACCUAGGACAACCACUUAUGGACUCGAGUCCAUCAAGUGCGAAACUGAAAAGCUCUGGAACUUACUUACUGACGACAUGAGACUAACAAUAUCAAUCGAAGACUUAAAAAGUCCUGAAUGACUGAGUGCAUGGAUCUCGCAAAGUAAAAGUCACUAUUUUGGCAUCUGCAUGGGGAUCAAGUAAUGGGGCUUUCCACCAUAAACAUAGAAUUAGCCAUUCAGUUAGCCAAGUUCCCUGAAGUGAAAAUCACUCUCUUUUUACCAAAAUGUAGUCAAGAGGAUAGAAAGAUAGCCCUUGAACACAAAGCAAAGAUCGUGCAGGCGAUGCCUCUGCCGCCUGCCUUUGAACAACUGGAUUGGUUUUUCUUUCCGCCGAAAGAUUUGCAAAUCGACGCUAUCGUAGGUCAUGGAGUUAAACUCGAUAAACAACCACAAGUCAUUAAAGUCCGUAAAACGUGCAAAUGGGUUCAAGUGGUACACACAGACCCAGAGGAACUUGGGAUAUUUGAAAGGUCAAUUUCAAAGUCUGAAGAAAGGCACACCAUCGAAGUAAAACUGUGUGAAAUGGCUGAACCAGACCUUUUGCUCAUAUGUUUCUAGUUGUAAUAAUGAUUGUAAUGUCUUUAAUUGACCUCACCCUUAGAGUAUUUAAAGAGUAAAGCCGUGACUGACUUGCCUUACAGCCUCAUAGGCAACAACGUAGAGUCUUGGUGUUUUGGAGACGCAACCUUAGCCAUUCUGAAUAUUUGGUCCAAGGACAGGGAAUGUCGACUUGAGGAAGCGGUGACCUUGCGUGAUUUCUAUGCCAGGAAAUACGACUGGGCUAAACAGACAAAGGAGUUAGGUGACAGGAUGAUCAACCUGGCUCAUGGUUGGAAUAUCGAUUAUCUUUUCUUCAAUGGUACAUUAUCAGGAAAUGAUGGAAAAACAAAACAAACAAAAAUGCGAUCCCUUUCAAGUUUUGUCUUUAAAUCUUGCAUAAAGGCCCACGAAUUCCUGAUAUCAGGAAAACUGUAACGUUUUGAAUUUCUUUAGGUAUAUUGUUUUCAGCGGAAUGGUCUAUGGACUACGUAUGUAGCAUGCGUAGCAGUCAUUUCUGUCUGCUUUUAACCAAGCGGGAGAUGCGCGGGGGGCGCGCGAGAGCGAGAAAAAGUUAGGGACGGGGUAGGACUUAAAUACCGGCAGCUGAGCUUCUUUUCCGGGAAAACACAACCCGAUAUAUCGUGCAUAACAAAUGUCCACCCCGGGGAGAAAUGGGUCUUAAGUUUCAAAGAAAUUAUUGUGAAAAUAACCAAUCUUUAUUUAAGUAUCAGAACAGUAAGUAAUAUUUACAAUUUUAAAUUAUCUCGUAUUGUUUACAAAUUGAAAACUAAAUAUAUGUCCACGAUAGAAAACUAUUUACAGUCGUAAAUAAUUUAAAAGUAGGAAAAGGAAAAUCAAGCAUUACUAAGAAAAAAAACUUUCAAAAAUCUAGGCCUAAAAUUAUGAGUGCAGAUGUAGACCAGCUUCAGCGAAAGUGAAGUCUUCUGAGACCUCACGUGAUUUGAAUGGAUAUCUAGAACCUCUGACUCAUCUGUGUACAGUUCUUAAUGUAGCAAAUGAGAGCUGUAUUCGAAGCCAGGAAACAACGCUGGCGUAGGGUUCAUUGUUCUUAGUCGAAAGCUUUUUUUGCGAUUGUUGAUUAUAUGAAUCUACUAGUUUGAAUUUAAAGAAAUUAUUAUUGUAACCAAAGUUUGUUUACGCAGAGCCUGUUAUGGAACUCAAGAACAAAGUCUUAUGACGACAAGCAGCUUGUUUCGGAAACGUCCCUUGGUAGAAACUGUGAAAAGAAAGUUGAUGCUGCAUCAGGAAACCAAACUGAAAUAUCCACAGUUAAAGUGUCUCAGUCACAAAACAGCCGUAAGCGUAAAAUGUCAGAAUCUUCUUGUAAUCCAGGUAAGCAAAAACAUGAUUUGUUUUUCUUGCUAUUGCCCAAUAGUACAUCUAGGGGGUGUUUGGGGGGGUGAUUGUUAGAACACUUAAAGGUGGUUUUGUCUACAGGACUUGCUGCCGUUUAAGGUGUCGCAGUGCAAUCCUUCACUCAUUGUACUUGUGUACUCAGAUUUUAAUACCAGAUGUUACCUUGGGCUCGCGAAAAACUGCAAAUCUGGGGACCGGCUUAUACUCAAUCAAACGACGAAGACUAAAAUAAUUUUCUGGCGAUAUUUCUGGUCUCCUCAAUGUAGAUUCAUCUUUUAUCAAUGACAUUUUCUUUCUUUUCAUACUACCAGGUAUUACUAGGUUAUCAAGGCCUUAGUUUGCUCCCUGACUAUCUGCGAAUUUUUGCAGACGUUAUUGUUUACAUUUUUCUCAUGGGCAUAUGAGUUAACCCAUGGAAGGCGUCGCCGUGUACCUAUAUACAAAUAAAGUUGAAAUGUUCAGAAAGUUCGUAAACUUGAGAAUUUGUGCAGUUUUUAAGUUUCAAGUUUCUUUGUUUCCGUGUCAUCGACAAGACAAUUUUUUCAUACAUAUUUUUGAAACUGUGGCGAGGUGGGAACCAAAUCCAUGGGGUUGAAAAGGGUUCAUAUACUUAUUCUAAAAUUUGAAUGACGAUAAUUUAUUAUUAAAAUUUAUUUUAACAUGCGAACUUGCCUGGAAACAAACAUACAAACAAAAUGUUCAUCAUAAAUAAGUCAUAACUUUAAAAAAGAAAAUGGAAGGAAAAAAAGUGUGUCAACGUCCACACGUAUCCGGAUAUUUUUGAAAAAAAAAAGAGAAAAAAGACGAAUUGUGGAGUAAAAUGGCUAAGAGCAAAAGGCACAAAGCCACCUUUAAUUGAAUAUUACGACUUAACAUGUACAAUCGAUAUCAGCCCAGUAAAGGUGAUGGCACAAAACACGCCAAAUGCAAUCAGCCCUGUUUACACAAGUCGAAAGAUCAAGGUUAAAAUGAAAGUGAGGGAAGACAGGUCACCCCUUGUUAAUCAACAAUGUGUAUCAUUUUCAGUGUAACCUGUAUGAUACAGGUUAUGUCGGCCACACGUGCCGACACCUUCACCAGCGAAUUGAAGAGCACUAGGGAACUGCAAUCCGAAACCGCCUGAGGGAUCAGCCAAUAUGUCCCCAAAUGAAGGUGGCUCGAUUUUUGACGGGGGAUACCUCCAAGUUUGAGCAUUAACUACGUCGCCAUGAGUAAAGAUAUGGGAAAAACAUUACCAUAACUGUAUUAUAUAAAGAUUAAAAUUUCUUUUGAUCUGGGUUUUAUUGCAAUCAGAGUCGCCAUGGCAACGUAACGACGCCAUUACGUUUUUUAUUUAUCUUUGUGUUUCUCUGUAUCAGGAGUGUUUUUAAGAAAUCGCUUAAGGGAGUUUGUACCCGCCAUAUUUGCCUCAAUUAUAGCAAAGUUUGAACAAAUUCUAUGAGAGCGUCCUCAUUAUUCACUGGCAUUGUUUUCAAGUUUCAUAUGCACGUGUACAUUAAGCAAAAAGAUACAAUUUGCAUCAAAAAGGACCCUCGGUUAAAUCUCCGGAAUAUGUUUAUAACCGGGUAAACAAAUUUAUGAUAUAUUAUAACAUCACAGUAACUCUUUGUAAGAGUUUCUGUGAUGUUAUAACCCGAGUAAGAUAAUUAAGCAUUGCAUCCUACACGAUGAGCCGUGACGUUCACCGUCUCGGCUCUCACUGCUAUCUGUGGCAUAAGCCAAUUAUUAGCAUAUUCCGGAUAUUUCUUCCUAAAGUAAGCGAAAGUUUUUUUAUGUAAAUUUAUCUCUUUUUGCUAAAUGUGCACGUGCAUAUGAAACUUGAAUACAAUGCCAGUGAAUAAUGAGGACGCUCCCUUGUAAACACAAAAUCUCAUGGAAAAAUUGGCCAUAUUUGAGGCCCUAUUUACUAUUUACCCUAUUUACCCUUGCAGGGUAUAUUUAUUGGCAAUUGAUCUCGGGAUUGUCAAAUUUAUAAAAAAAAUUAUCGAGCAGUUUUUUGAAAAGUGCGAAAUUUGUAGGCGUGGACCAAAUUACGUUCAAAAACUGUGACAAAAGCAGCUGAAUUCAAGUUAAUAAAAUUCUUCUUACUCGAGAUCGCCCAGAGCAAUUCUUCUUUUUUUUGUAUGCAGUUUUCAGUGGAAUCAAACCACUAUGAGAUGAAGUCGCGUUUCCAAAGCUUAUCAUUUUCUUAAAAAAUCAGCUACUUGUGUGGAUAGCAUGCUAUUUCACUGUUUUUAUGAUGGUCAAAACUUCGUUUCAGAAUAUUUCGAAAACGCUCUCAAAGAAUUUGUUCAAACUUUCCCAUAAUUGAGGUUAUUAUGGCAGGUACAAACUCCCGUUAGCGAUUUCUUAAAAAAACUCCUGGUACAGAGAAACACAAAGAUAAAUUAAAAAACGUAAUGGCGUCGUUACGUUGCCAUGGCGACUUCGAAUGCAUUAAAACCCAGAUUAUAAGAAAUUUUCAUCUUUAUGUAAAACAGUUGCGGUAAUCUUUUUCCCAUAUCUUUACUCAUGGCGACGUAGUUAAUACUCAAACUUGGAAGGUAUCCCCCCAAAAAAUCCAGUCGAGCCACUUUAUUUUAAAUUUGCGUCAAAUUUUAAAACUUGAUUGUCUUCCCGGGGGUUCUCCCAUAUGAAAGGGGCGGGGAUGCUCGUCGGAAAUUUUGAAUUAAACCCCUAAAGGAGACCAAUCUGGGCGUGGUCUAGCCUUUUUCAACCCCCAAAGGCGAUCAUUUUAAACUUUGAUUACAUGAAUCGAGUAAAUAAAACGAAUUGAAUUAUAUAAUCUUUUAACAUUUCUUCGAGUGCUACCCUAAAAGACACCUUUACGGCUGAAUAUAAUGGUGUUUUGCCCAGAACACCCUAAGGACCGAACUCUGAAAUUUACAGCCCCAAGCGAGACGACGAAGAUCCCCGCCCCUUUCAUGUGGGAGCCCCCCUCCCCGAACUCCUAGGUGAUUUGUGGGUAAACAAAUUUAGCAAUUUACAAUUCAAUUUUCAAAGAACUGAAACCAAUACUAAAUUCCAUCCACGCAAAAUUAUUUGUUUAGAUCGGUUUUAAUUAGCUUUAUUACUAUUUCUUUUCAAUUUUAUAAAUAUUUUAUCACUCGUUGUUUACAUAAAGUAUUUAUCGCAUCUUAGCGUUAAUUGCAUUCUUACCCUUAUAUCGUUUGUAAUAUUAAUGCUGAGUUUUUAGUUUUUACUCUCAGGUGAGGAUGACCUCGGAGAGGUCGAAACGUCGUGACUUUCUAUCGCUAAUGUAGAAAUUUCUGAUCAAGAAGUAAUAAAACAAUUAUUAAAUUUGGCUUUCGUAUAAUGUGAAGAUUUAUGCUGAUCUCUGAGGAGAUUGUUCGGCCUCGGCGGAAAACAGCCUCGACCUGCAUAAUUCUUCAUGUCAUACUCAGGCUCUUUCAAUAAUUGUCAAAUAUUUCAGUCGCUGGAUGGGGAAAAAAAGGAAACAUACGUCAUUCAAAUCGUUGUGUUCAAAGGUAGAUUCUCAGAAAAAAGUAAUGUUUUUUAAAAAAGCCGAGAUGAAACGUACUUCUGACAAACAUGCAAAACCCCGACGAAAGCAAACUCGUCAUUGAGACGCACUAACUCUUUCGCUGCAGUUCACUCAACUUAAAAAAUUCUAGACUGAAAUGACACCGGUUUGAAACUUCGCGAAGUCAGUUUACUGAAUAAAUGUUCUAAAAUUUGCGUCAUUUUAAAUUUGGAGUCGUUGGAAUGCUUCUAGGGACCAUUAACUUACUGCCCGGCGUCAGAUAAAGGCUUUUAAUCGGCCUUUGAAUGAGUUUUAUUGUUUUAAAUGCUAAGUAGUAGAAUGAGUUGAUAUUUUUGCUAACCCGGUUUUCAAAAAUCCAGGUAUAAAUGCGUUUUAUGCAAUCUAGCCGAUUUGCAAUACUGUUGCGAAUUGUUAUCUAAAGUCUUCCGUCUCACAGUUCCUUUCUUAAUUUCUAGGCGCCAUUGUUAAAGUUCUUAAACUUAUAAUCAGUGCUCCAGAUCUAAGCGAUGAGCAACAAGAAAACUUGGAUGACAUUUUAGAACUUCACGCAAGCAAAUACUUGAUCCACCAUAGUCCUUCAACACCUGAAGGUUUAAGUGCCUUUUUUGAACAUCUUGUGGAGGUUCAUAAAUUGUCUGUGAAGUCUGUGCAAAAGGGGUCUUUGAUAAUAACAGUGGAGUGCCCAACUCUAGAGAGUCUUGAGAGACUAUGGAAUGACUAUCAAUCGGGUUGCCUUAAUGAUAUCGCUGAAAGUUACUUGGUGACUGAUGAACUGAAGAGAAAGCUCGGGUUGGACCAUGUCAGAUUGAGGAUAACUAUAGAAGAAGAAAACUACUUGAUUUGUAAGAAAGCUCUUAUGGAAAUCUCAGGUGAGCUGGGCAGUCUCUAUAGAGCUUUUUGGGGGAGCAUGUAAUUUGGCUUAAUAUGUAUCUUGGAGCAAUUUUCAUGUCUCUAUUUCGGUAUCAAUGAAUUUAACGCAAAUCUAAUGGAUAGUUGGUGGGAGAAAUUUUUUGUCAAAACUUUUUUACUCAUGGCCCUCAUGCUCAAUAGAGAACUGAGUGCAAUAAUCCAGUUAAAUGUUAACAUCUUGGCUAGAAUGUCCACAAAAUGUCAUUUACCACCUUAAUAAUAUACACGAAAAAAUUACUCAAUUCCGAUUGGCUGAGAAAGGAGUGCAGUUCUUCUGUAACACGAGUGCAAACUUGUAACACGAGUGCAAAUUACAAAUGGUUUCUGAUUGGCUGAAAACACAAAAGAAACCACCAAGAACCAAUCAGAUUAGAGCUGUUUUAACAACAAAAUUCAAGAAAAUGGCCAUGGUUUUCAGCAGACGACGACGGGAUUUAAUUUUGUACGCAAAACAACAAUAGAAAAGUUAAAAAAUAUUCCAAAAACCCGAACACAGUAAAAAGUACGUCUUUCUGGCUAAAUUUUAUUCAAAAUGCGUUGCUAAGAGAAAAAUACUGUCAGCAAAAUCGAGGAAAAUGAACCAGAGAAACUAAAAAACAAGCUACUUAUAACAGACUACUAAAAAAAUAAAGAACGAAAAUGGUUGCAACCACGCGCAAACCAUGACCACUACACUUUUCAGGCAUUUAAAUGAACAAGGAUACAAGUUUUCCAUGACAACAACAGGGAUUUCAAGUCACCUACGUUAUUUGAUGGAGGAGAAAGGUGUCCGGUUGCUCUCUUUGAGUCUUUUGUGGAGCGAAGACGUCUAUUAAAACAUCCAUGCGAUGGUCUGUUUCUUUCUACCUCAGUAGCAAACAAAACUGAAAAUUUAAACAUCUGGUCCAAACUAAACCAAUGCGCGAAGAUGCCAUAACUAACAUAAUGAAAGUAUCCGUAGUCAGUACUAGCCUUAAAGAAAGUGAGAAAAAAGUUUACGAAUCAUUGUGCAAGAAAAACAACAGUCAGGAAGCUGAAGAAAGCAAAGAUUGUAAGUUCAGGAUAUAUCGCCAACGUCACAGGCCACACAGGUAUAAACGUCCUUAACGACUACGAUGAAGCCGACGAAGAAGAGCUACGUACGAUGACUCUUGCAGUAGGCCUAAUGAAAUAAUGAAAACCCCAGCGGUGAGAAAAAGCAAAUAUUAUAUUAAUACUGGCAGUUUCCGACAUCACAACAACUGUGGCUCCACUCAUCCAUCGAUGGCAGCGUCGAAAGAGAACAAAUUGCCUCCUUCAUUUUCGGGUUUGAAAUCUCAAAAAUUUCUCCAUGAAUCCAGCUAUGAUGGGGUCUCAGGAACAGACAAUGAUGAACAGUCGUUAAGAAACCUAAGUAAGUGUCUCUCAUCUUUGGCUGCGCGAAGCGUUCUCCUGAUUUCAAAACGGCAGUAUACUUCUUGUAAACGCUUCUUGUAAACGCCGAGCUCUCAUAAUCGAGGAUGAAUUUAAAAACACUUACUUUUGCUGAUUAUUGUAAACCAAGUUAUCUAUAACAGGCUGGUGACCAUAUAAAAUCAAUCCUUGCACAUUUCCAAGUUCUUAGCUGAAUGAUUUUGAAAGCGUUGGUCUUGAAAAAGUUUGAAUUUGACAAAGGUAGUAGUCUGUUUCAGACAAUCAGUUGAAUGAACUAAAAACGCGUGCGCUGUCAAACUUCGUUGUUGUAGUUAUGUUUUUCGUGUAUAUUAUUACCAGUAGUAUAGGUAAUCACAUGAUUUUUCUCGUGCAAUUUGGAAUAAAUAAGCACUUCUAAAUUUUUCAAAGACCACAAAGUGCACUCGCUCUACGGGCUCGUGCACUUUUGUUGGUCUUUGAAAAAUUUAGUCGUGCUUAUUUAUUCCAAAUUGCACUCGAAAUCAUGUGAUUACGCAUACAAAUCAUGAAAUGAUAAAGGGGGCAUUCGGAGACUAGGGAGGUCAACAACAUUAGCUAUUGACGAAUGCACCUCCUACAUGUAAGUUAAAUGGAUUAGGAUUGCUGUGUAGAAUGCUUCUUCUUUGUCACUUAUGUUCUUGCUCCUGUUUCAUCUGACUGAGCUGCACAGCUUAUGAGGCUCACAGGCGAAAUGGCCUAGUUUCUUCCUAUCUACAGCCCUUUCCUUUCUGUUCUACUGAGCAGAAAGUAGAAAUUUCAAUGUAAAGUGUUCAGUAUUAUUUUUAUUUUCAAUUUAACUAAAGAGUGCAAAAUCGUGCAGGAAGUUAAGUUCGCACGUAUCGAUUGACAGUUUUACAUUAUAGUCCCCGGAUGUAAAAAGUGGAAGGGUUUUUGUGGGAGAAAUAGAAAUUGUGGUAAUUUGUUCCGUAUUUUGUUGAACAGAAUUUUACGGAUAUUAAAGCGGAAACCUAAGGUAAAACGUAAAGGAUGACUAGAAAGAGCCGUUUUGAUGAAAUAAACAAAAACUGCCAACAUUGGAUUUGAGCAGAUUUAUUCCUUAUGCUAAAAGAGAGGAGAAGUGUGACGUCACGUUACCAUAAUAACAGAAUUUGUGGAUCACACUUAUUAGGGAGUUUAACCGACAGCGAAGGCAAUAACAACGGCGAACAAGCAACAGCAGAACAACAACUCUGCACGUGCCUCAUGCCACGCUGUCUCACAUGGUGGGUGGCUCCUCCUAAAAUGUUCUGCAAUUGGUAUAGGAUUUAAUGGAGCCGAAACCAAUUGUGGAAUUGCACGCAUUUUAGGCAUCCUACUGAUGAACAGUUGCGACGCGUAGAUAUAUAUUUUUUAGCGACUAAGAUGAUUUGCAGUCUGUCUACUUUGAAUAGAUUUCUUAGCCGUCGUUUCACGACUGCGGCACGAAACUUCCUAAUUUCACGCGCCCGCUUUAUGGAGUAGGUGAACACAACACAAAAAUUUCUUUUUCUUUUUCUUGUUCUUAACUUUCAAAUUGAACCCCAGAAAAUUUCGCCAACAUUUGACAAAUUAAAAUGACGUUUUCGACGUGUUGUCAUCCAGAAAAUUUGCUACCAUGGCAAUGUGACGUAACGACUUCUCCUCUCUAUUGGAAGUACUAUUUGUAAGGCGGACAUCAUGCAUUAACCAACCACUAAAGCUUUCCCCGAGGGUGCCCGCUUAAAACAAGUUUUACAGGCCAUUAUAAUUGGUAUCUUGUAGCUGGUGACGCUACUGUUUUGAUUACCAGGAGUAGCAAGUAUCUCCGAAACUUCGUCUCAAACAGUUGAUUCAGAUCAGGAAGAGGAUACAAGGUGGAGUGAAGUAAGCUCAAAUGUAUUUUUUUAGUUGUUGAUUACGUUGUUUAGUUCAGUUCCCAUGAGGAUCAUUAGACUCUUUACAACCCACUCCUGUAAAUUUCACAGCACUUGACACCGACCAGUCUACUCGUGGCCGCUUUUUCGUUUUCUUUUUUUCUUGCUUGGAAAUCGUUUUACACCAUGGAAAAUCCAAAUUUAUUGGUUUGCCGGUUAAAUUCCUUGCCGAUAGAUCAAAGUUUCUGUUCUGCACUACGGCCCGAAGCAAGGAUAACAGGCUGUACUGCCGUUUUUUUUUUUCUAAAUCCAGAUUGUGCAUUUUCAGCAAGUUUUUUUAAGGGAGUGUACUGAUAUUAGCUAGUUACGUUGUCGGAGAAGGUGUAGAGUUUUAAAAGACGUCUGUUACACAAAAGGAGAAAAGUAAGGGUACUUGUAAGGAAGGGUAUCCUGAAAAAUCUAAUUUCUUACUGAUCCUCCGCAUUCACGAUUAAUCCACAACCACGACGACGAAGUGUACGCUCCCAUAGCGGCUUGUUAGCUUGAUGUUGGGUGGAAGCUUUGUACCAAACAAAUUCCAGUGCCUGACUGCAGAGCGGGAGGUCACGGGUUUAAAUCCCGGGACCGGACCAACACUCAGGGUCUUAAAAUGUCUGAGAAAUGAAGGUACUGCCUUUUCCCUGGACCUCUCUCUUGCUGGACCUCGGAUGACCAUGUAAAAUGGCGGUCCCGUCUCCAGUAGGAGACAUAAAAAUAGUGUCCCCAAUUGGUACUUUCGUGCUAAAUCCACUGACACUCAAAUAAGGUGCAUUUUUUCCCAUUUUGAUCAUUAGACCGUUUAUAAGCCACUCCUUGUGAAUUCCGCACCACUUGACGCCUACCAGUUUUCUCGUGGCUGCUUUUUUCGGUUUCUUACGUAUGAGGUUUAUAAGUAUACCUACGUUUAAUUUGUACUAUUUCGUUUGCAUCCCUUUUCUAAAAUGAUCUGACUCCGUUUACUUUGUUAUUUUUUUUGCUCAGCAUAUCUUGUUAGCGCUUAUGAUGUGUCUUAAAUCUGGCUUUUCGUAGUGCUUUGUAUCCUAUUUUUUGCAUAUAUCCCUUAUAUUUUGGUGAUUUUUUUGUUACUCUAGUCCUACUGGUGUAACAAACUAGAUUGCUGGCGGUUCCCUCCAUUCAUCACUGUGUUGUUUUGUCAAUUCAUACUUAUAACCCCCGGGGGUGACUCCCUAUAAUGGCCUAUACAGUCAACUCUCUCUAAGACGGACACCUUUGGGACCGGCACUAGCUGUCCGUCUUAGAGAGAUGUCCGUCUUAAUAGAGGGAGCGAAGAAAGGCAGGGACCAACUCUAGGUGUCCGUUUUACAGAGGUGUCCGUCUUAUAGAUGUGUCCGUUAAGAGAGAGUUGACUGUAUUCAUCCUUUUGUUGUUUUGUCUCUUGUUUUCUAUUCGGCUGAGCGUAGCGUUAGAGAAUACAAGUAUAUUUUCUUUGGGGAGUGGUGAAACUGGCGAUAUAAUCAAGCAGGAAUGUAACAAGGCAGCCAAUUUUUAUCAAGGAAUUUUUUGGUUUUGGACCUUGUAUUUCAUAAUAGUAACCUGAAGAGGUGCCGUGUUAGAUGGUACUUGAAACAAAAUGGUGAAUAGGCAGAGUUGCUCGUUAGCUCUAAAUUGGAUGGAAGCUUUAUACCAAACAAAUACCAGUAGUGGCAAAAUAAAUUAAUUUUUAUUUAUUUAUUUGUUUAUCUAUUUAUCCAUUUAUUUAUUUAUUAUUAUCCUAGGACAAGAAGCAGGCUCUGUCACCUAUGGCCAGAGCUGAGAAGGCUAAAGUAAGUUCAGCAGGAAGAUCGUUAAGAUACACAGUGUAGGUGUGCGCUCGUUGUGUAUUCAAACAAAGCAAAAAAAGAAUGAAAAACGUCAGUUGGUGCAAGAAAUUAAGUGCCAUGUUGUUAACGAGUUGCACCAAAAUCAAACUCAGCAGAGCGUAGCCUUAUUAUGAGUUGCAACAUCGUUAAUUGUACACAAUUGCGAGCGCUUUUACAGUGCGCCCUGGAGGACAUUUGCUCAGUUCUGAGUUAUUAUCUGCAGUAUUUAUACAGCUAUAAUUAGUAAAGUUUAAUAUGGGAGCGAAGAGGGAUUAAAAUCAAAUGCUGGAUAACGUUUUAUAACAGAGUGCAAAGUUUGUAGACUGAUGAGUUUGGCUUUUAUCUACAGGAUUUUGUAAUCUCUUUACAUUUACAUCGAAGGAUAUUUUUUAAACUAGGCGUCGAGAGACCCUCUACACAAGGCUGCUGUCAGUGGACAAUACAAAACGGUCAAAACGCUUCUUGAAAGUGGAGAAGAUGUGGAUCUAAGAGAUCAGGUUUGUAGACUACAAUUAGGUGCUUGUGUUGAGGUUUUGUGCCAGCUUUCGAGCUGGCAGGGUAUAAGAAGCAAGAUUUUGUAUAAAAGUCUUAUUGCAUACCUUGCGUUUGUGAACGAAUUCAUCCUGAUUGGUCGGUGAUGGCAGACACCAUCAUUAAGACGGAUAACAUGGCGGGAAAAUUCACAAUUCUUUUUUAAACCCGUACUUGCCGAUUGUUUCAGGAUACACAGAUUUAGUUUUAUUUACUAUGUAUGUAACACCAGAGCGUUAUAUUAUAGCUCACGAUGUUGUAAAUGGAUUUUUACCCAAAAGUUUGGUUAAAGAAUGAGAUAAUGAAAUGAGAUCUUGCGCGAGUGUUUCCUUAAAGGGUGGUUUUUAUUAGCGACGGAGUCCUAAUCAGAAGCGUAGAACUUGACGAUCUAGUGUAAUCAGCGUUUUGAUUCCGUUUACGACUCCGUCGCUUACGAUCAAGUGAAAACUAAGUCGUAGGAGUCUCAAACAGAAGUGGAAGAACAAAGCCAAUCACAAAGCGUGAGAACGUGCAUUGUGAUUGGUUUAUCGUUCCUCUUCUACUUCCUACUCCGACAGUCUGGUUUUCACUUGAUCGUGAGCGACAGAGUCAGAAACGGAAUUGCAAGAAAAUGGAAACUUUCUGAUUCUUCCGACUCCGAUUCCGUCGCUGUUGCGACUCCACUUUUAUGAUUUCGACUCCGACUCCGUCAAAUAGUACUUGAAUAGGACUGUUGUUGACAACACGGGACUUUCCGACGUUCUCUGUGGUAGUCGUCAUCAAAGUCAAAAAACUCUUCUGAUUGCUUUCACGUGGGAAGAAGACUUCCUUAAAGGUUGUCGCAAUAUUAUUACCAACAGUGCUAUCUAGGACGACAAUCACUCAGAUCAUCGUAAACUGUGAAGUUAUGGGAGAAAUGUUGCUAGAACCAAUUACGUUCCCAACAUGAAAUGUUUAAGUCUGAGGCUAAGCACUGCAGAGAAUAAAAAUGGUUUUAUUUAUUUAGUGGUCGAAUUUUUGUUUGUUUGUUUGUUUGUUGUUGUUGUUUACUUUUUCACGAUAGUAACCUGAGGAUGUUCUGGACGGUGUUUUCCUCAUGCAAAAGAAUCAGGUCUCUGAAUUUAAUAAAAGAAUUGGUCUUCUGCUAGAAAGUGACCUGCAAAAUUGCAUUUGGUUUCAGUUAGAGUGUUCCUCUUGGAUUGCUUCAGAUAAACUAAAGAGGACAAAGAAAAGACGCUUUGGCUUUAUUCUUAGCUUGGUCGUAAAAGUUAGUCCACUAUUUCAAGACCAUUGUUAUAAGCGGGACUAGCUGGCUUCUUUCAAAAUGAUCUAACUGCGUUGUUUUUUCUUUUUUUGGUAGUUUUUUUCUGACCCCUCUUCAUCUUGCCUGUUGGUAUGGCCAGGAGUCAGUUGUUAAACUUUUGUUGAAACAUGGUGCGAACUUCAACGCUGAAGACAGGGUGAGUUAAUAAAUGUUUUAUAAAUCAAACAAUAUAUUGCCGUGAAAACAUGAACGUCUACAGUCAACGUAAUUUACUACGAUUAGCGGACCACCACGGGACCUUUAUUUUUGUGAAUAUCUUUUUAUAUACUUCCUUCAAUGGUCGUGGUACUUUUGCCAGACUGUUUUUGGUGCAGUAGUUUGCAAGUAUUUAAUAGGAGCAAUUAGCUAUGAAUACCCCCUAAUGUGACUGUGAAUUAGAGAUAGACCACCACACCGGCGACUACUUCCCUCACUCUGAGUCUUUUAACGUCGUAUAGAAUUUAGUAUAUGUGAGACGAAGCUUCCAAUUUAUUGCCUUAUCCGAGAAGACUAGCCGUUUUCUAAGAAAAGUGGUGGUAAGGGCUGAAAUCCGAUUUGCAGCUAAAACUAUUGUGAUGUCAUUGUCACUUGAUAUUUAUUCCCAUCUCCCGAAAAUAAUGUCGUAACAGUUUAUUUCUCAUACAUAUGUUAUAAUAGCCUGGGAGACCAGGCUCCGAAGUGGCGGUGAGAGGAGGGAAGCGAAAAAAAUAGGCCAGUACAGCGACGGAGAAAGUCUGGGGAGGGAUGUGGACGACGGAGCUCCGUCGCCUUCCCCUCCUCCCCAGUCCACCACUCAGCUCGCUUCGCUCGCCGAUUUUCUUGCUGUUUCAUCCCGUUUUUUGCUUUUUCCCUCCACUACGGAGCCUGGUCCCAGGCUAAUGUUAUUUAGCAAUUAAUGAACGAGGCUGAGUAGGAUAUGAAGAAUUAAGCAGAUCGAGGAGGGUGUUAUCUACCGAGGCCGACGGCCGAGGUGGAUAACAGCCUCCGAGAUCUGCUUAAUUCGUCAUAUCCUAUGAAAGCCGAAUGCAGUAAUUGCUUUAUUAUUCAUUCAAAAUAAUUCCUAGUUUAAAAACAUAGCUAAAACAUGCUUACCUGCAUCGAUGUUAAGUUAAUCUUCGAUAGUGUACGUUUAGAUUUGUCCAGCUUCGCAAAUAUUCUCCAAAUAGCAGAUGUCGCCCUCCGAGUUGUCUUCUUACUGUUUGUGCCAUGUUUUUAGCUAUUAUUUCGCCUAGUUCCAGCUGUAGUUCUUACUCUUGAAAGGAGUGAAAUGUCCGCCAUUUUUUUUGUCACAACCAAACCAGCUCAACCUCGUCCCCAGGUCUUCUCGGUAACGGUGCCUUGACCUGUAACAGGCUGCAUUUUUGAAAAUUCUUGAAAUUUUUUUUUUUCAUUUUUGAAAAUUUUCCAAAUUUGGUCAUCAGUAACUUGUUAUGGUGAAUUAUGCGUGUGCUUUUAGCCAAUCAGAAUUGGGGAAAUAUUUGGAAUGAAUAAUAAAAUGGUUUUACAAUAAGGAUCAAUUUAAGUACGAGAGACUCAAAGAUGGAAGGUAUAGCUGCAAAAAGACUGGUUCCAGCCACCUUAAUACAGGUUUCCUUGUGUUGGCGACUACCCUAUGUAGACAUACCGUAAUUGGCUCAAUAAACGUCCGGGGCGUCUUUUUAAUUUUAGGGGUCCAAGCGGGGGCGUUUAAUAGAUAGGAGGCGUUUAUAAUAGAGAGCCGUUAUUCUCAUAACUCUAACAAGCUCAACAAAACUAAUGUUAUUUCGGCGAAAAAAUCAAGAGUUAAAAAGGAAUUCAAUAUCCACUGCAUCAAUGAAUUGAUACGAUUGGGCCGUCUGGCGAUUAUAUAUCUCUCUUUCAAAUCGCACUUGUUGAUAUCUAUCAAUUGAUGAUCCUAGGCCGUCUAGAGAUCCAUAUCGCUCUUUUAAAUCCGGCCAACAUCGAUGUCAGAGCUCAGGGUUAUUGUGUUGCCAUGCUUAGGCUAUCCUUACUUCUAACUUGACAUUGAACAAGACGAAAUAGGCAAAACCUCGUUAAUCAAGAAAGAAACUGAAUAAUUUGAAUGAUUUUGCACCUUCUUGCUAAUUCCUAGUAUUUGGAGUCAUUCUUAUAGGGGGCGUCUAUUAGACAGGGGGCUUUUAUUUAGAGAGGGCGUCUAAUACAAAUUUAACAGCGUAGAGGGGGCGUUUAUUGGGUCAUUCACGGUACCAGUAGUUAGAAUAUUCUUCUUGGUAAAUAGCAAGUGGUUAGUAAUACGUAUCACCCUACUUGUGAUAUUUUUAGUUUCAACGUACACCUCUGCAAAAAGCUGAACGUCAAAACCACCACUCCAUAGUGCAGUUGCUGCGGAAGAAUGGUGCCAGGCCAAGUCUUCAUCAACCAGUAAGAUAUCAGAUUGUAUGACCUUCUUGUCAACCUUGUCUUUUAGUAGAAAUUCGCUUACAUUUUUUGUAUUCUUUGUUGCUAAUGUGGAACGUUACUAUAGGACCUAUUGAUUGUCGUAUGAGCUUUAAUAGUAGCUUAUAUCGCGAAGACCUUAUAUUUCUUCUUCUCUACACGAACAUUAUUUUUAUUCCCUCGGUUACGCCCAUCCGAAGAUCACAGUACAGUGAAUCUACUGUGAGCUUACUCUAAACCAAACCCAUUAAUAGUGGACACCAGCAAAGGUCGCGUAGUGUCCGGUUAAUACCGGUUUCAUCGUAUAUUUUAUUUCUUAGUUAUUAAUGUCUAUGGUUCUGGCGUUUCGUCUUAUACGCAUGCGCUCUUAACAAAAUGGUUAUGGACACAAUGGGGAAUAUGCUGUAACCACAUGGAUGGGAAGAAGGCCACACUAUUCAAUAGUCAGUUGCUUCUUGAAGCAGUUAACAAGAAAAUUAAUCUUAAACACGUUACUCGACGUUUCGAUGUAUCACACAUCAUUAUCAAACAUUACGUUAAAUUAAGUUUCAAACACAAUUGUUUGGAAAGUGCAUCUCAACCGUAACUAUUAGACUUUCAAGUAAAUCCGUACCCCUACCGCAAGGGCACCCAACGAGUGUUUUCUGUGAAUUAUUUGUUCGGAGAAGCAAAUAUUGACCACCACAGAAAAUACCAUAACAUACUAUAAUACUCUUUCUUGGUCACUCCAAAAUUUUGAAUAAGCAUUAUUUGACUCCCAAGAGAAACUGAAAACAAUGCUUAUGCGAAACUUUGGAGUGACCAACAAAGAGUAUUAUAGUAUUUUAUGGUGUCAAUUGCCUAAAAUUUUCUUUGCUUGAGGACGACUAGAAAUUUCUAGAUGACCGUUCCAUUCAGGUACAAUUUUCGAAGCUUAUCUAAUAAUUAUCUACACUGUACAUCAGAUAGAUCUGUUUUAGCCCUUAAAUAUGGGGCUGUUUCGGAGAGUAAAAUACAGUCCAAUUAGCUAGGGCUGAUUUGGUCUCAAGGGCUGAAAUGGGCCCAAGUGUGGGCUGGAAUAGCCUUCUGAUUGAGUUUUUUUGGCCUAAAUUGUGCUCAAAUGGCUCUAGGAAGGGCUGAAUCAAACUUUAGCCUGCAGGCCUGAAUUGACACUAUGGAGCUGAAACAGAUCUUUUCAAUUUUCAGUGUAAUCCAGACCUGGUCAGAAAAAAAAAAUAGAAGGGGAACCUUGUAAAAAUGGAGAAAGCAAUCCCUCCCUCCCCGACCCACUAAACAAUGUUGUCCCGCUGAUCAAAUGCAAGUUACCUCAGGGAACAAUAAACACGCCAAAAUUGUUUGGGAGGGUAGAGGAAGGUCCGGCAUUAGAGAUAAGGAGAAGUUAGCGAGCUACAAAACUACAAACUAAUAACGGUUGCUAGUUGUAGGACUUUUCCCACACUUCGUUGGCUUCUUCCCUCGACACAUAACACUGCAGAAGUAAUUUUGGCGUUGAUAGUUUUCUAAGAAUAAUAAUUAUAAUAAUAAUAAUAAUUAAAAUUUGUAACGCCCUUAUUCCAUACAAAUUUUCUGGAUUUGAUUAUUAUUAGCAAAAUUGGGCGAAAAGCUCACUUUUCUGCUUUUAAAUGGCUUACCCUUUUGUCAUUGAUGACGCCAUAUAUUGUAGCGAUAGUAACCAAACACCAUCACAUUUGUGUAAAAUGUUUAUAUUUGCAGUGGAAACCCGGUAAUGUAUUAUCUGCAAUAAGAAUAGUUACAAAGUAAAGCCAACUGAAUUCCCUCUUGAUUAUUUUUGCUCAUAAACGUGAUCAUUUCCAUUAUAGGUGAGUCUAAAGAAUCUCUCAAGACAAGCUUUCUUGCAAGUGGAUGAACAAUCUGGAUUUAAUAUGCUCCAGGCGGCUGUCUUUGAGGAAAAAUACAACAUUGUUUUAGAAGCUAGUGGCCUUUUUAACAACUUUGUUAAGGAGAUGGAACUUACAAAAACGGGAAAAAACGCCAAAGAAUUUAUAGCAAAAACGGCAGUUGACUUCUUGUCACUUAAGAAGAGAACAGAUCCAUUUCAUGUUGAUAUCGAAAGGAUUUAUCAAAAGUUGGCUGAGGAUCACAGCAGACUGACUGAGCUGCAGUGGGGUACAUGCAAUGAUGAUGCGGAACAGGCAGUUGAACUUGUAUUAAAUGAAGGUGUAGACAUUAAUGACUCAGGAUCAGACAAUGAUUGGACAGCUUUGCUGCAGGCUAGUCGUUCAUCCUCAAGUCAGUUCAUUGAGACCCUCAUUGAUCUUGGGGCCGACGUUAAUGCCCAACGGAGAGAAACACCACUAAUGUUAGCAGCUGACUGGAACAACUACAUGGCAGCAAGCUUAAUUGUAAGGCAUGGAGCUGACGUAAAUGUACAGAUUAGUAAUGGGAUCACACCACUGCACUUAUCAAUCAAAAAAAAUCACGAACCCUCAUCAAAUUAUUACUUGCAAAGAAAGUGGAUGUAAAUACUCAAGAUAAUGAUAACAAUACACCACUGUUCGUAUCAGUACGAAGAAAUGACGAAAACCUCGUCAGAUUGUUACUUGAACAUAACGCAGAUGUAAAUGUGAAAGGUGAUUUGGGAUAUACACCCUUGAACUGGUGUGCCAGAGAGGGUAACGAAAACCUCUGUAGAUUGUUACUUGAACAUAACGCGGAUGGAAAUAUACAAGAUAAUGAUGGAUAUAUACCAUUGCACUUGUGUGCCAGAGAGGGUAACGAAAACCUCUGUAGAUUGUUGCUUGAACACAACGCGGAUGUAAAUAUUCAAGAUAAUGAUGGAUAUACACCCAUGCACUGGACUACUAGAAAGCCAAAGGGUAACGAAAACCUCUGUAGAUUGUUACUUGAACACAACGCGGAUGAAAAUAUUCAAGAUAACCGUGGAUUUACACCCUUGCACUUGAGUGCUAGAAUGGGUAACGAAAACCUCUGUAGAUUGUCACUUGAACACAACGUGGAUGUAAAUAUUCAAGAUAAUCGUGGAUAUACACCCUUGCACUGGAGUACUAGAAAGGGUAACGAAAACCUCUGUAGAUUGUUACUUGAACACAACGUGGAUGUAAAUAUUCAAGAUAAUCGUGGAUUUACACCCUUGCACUGGUGUACCUUAGGGGGUAACGAAAACAUCUGUAGAUUAUUACUUGAACACAACGCGGAUGUAAAUAUUCCAGAUAUAUAUGGAUAUACAUCCUUGCACUUGUGUGCCAGAGAGGGUAACGAAAACCUUCGUAGAUUGUUACUUAAACCAAACGCGAUGCAGCAACGUCCUAAGUUU
Messenger RNA from Porites lobata, 23225 nucleotides. Lineage: Eukaryota; Metazoa; Cnidaria; Anthozoa; Scleractinia; Poritidae. The record is from the annotation of a GenBank genome assembly.